Messenger RNA from Myripristis murdjan (pinecone soldierfish), 2696 nucleotides. RefSeq names its product abl interactor 1-like. The coding region runs from base 158 to 1660 and encodes 500 amino acids. The record is from RefSeq and is a predicted model, not a curated record. Gene Ontology annotation, biological process: neuron migration. The transcript has 11 exons. Gene Ontology annotation, cellular component: SCAR complex; lamellipodium; actin-based cell projection. Gene Ontology annotation, molecular function: signaling adaptor activity; SH3 domain binding. NCBI's taxonomy places the organism in Eukaryota, Metazoa, Chordata, Actinopteri, Holocentriformes, Holocentridae.
GACAACGCAGCUGUGAUUUGUCACGGGUUGUUGUGAAUUCGAGGCCAGCGGCCCCACAAUGCCAGGCGGGGGAGCCCCUUUCUCAGCAACACAGCACAGCAUCACCGCCUCGCCUCACUGAAAGGACAGGGAGGAGAGAAAUGCAAAGGGAUGUAAGAUGGCAGAGCUACAAAUGCUAUUAGAGGAGGAAAUCCCGGCCGGCAAAAGAGCGCUUGUGGAAAGCUACCAGAACCUGUCCCGGGUCGCGGAAUACUGUGAAAACAACUAUGUGCAGGCCCAAGACAAGAGGAAGGCCCUGGAGGAGACCAAGGCCUACACCACUCAGUCUCUGGCCAGCGUGGCCUACCAGAUCAAUGCCUUAGCCAACAAUGUGCUGCAGCUGCUGGACAUCCAGGCCUCACAGCUUCGACGCAUGGAGUCCUCCAUCAACCACAUCUCCCAGACGGUGGACAUCCACAAGGAGAAGGUGGCGAGGCGAGAGAUUGGCAUCUUGACCACCAAUAAGAACACAUCACGCACCCACAAGAUCAUCGCCCCUGGCAACAUGGAGCGGCCAGUGCGCUACAUCCGCAAGCCCAUUGACUACACGCUGCUGGACGACGUGGGGCACGGCGUCAAAUGGCUUAAGGCCAAGCAACAUGGGAACAACGCAGCAGGGCGAGGUGGGACGCUGUCCAGGACCAACCCCCCAACACAGAAGCCCCCCAGCCCACCCAUGGCUGGUCGCGGAACCCUGGGACGUAACACUCCCUAUAAAACCCUGGAGCCUGUUAAGCCUCCGGUGGUGCCUAAUGACUACAUGACCAGCCCGGCUCGACUAGGCAGCCAGCACAGCCCUGCACGCACAGCCUCGCUCAACCAGAGGCCCAGGACACACAGUGGCAGCAGUGGUGGUAGUGGUGGCAGGGAGAACAGUGGAAGUGGUGGUGUGGGAGUUCCUCUUGCAGUCCCCACCCCCUCCCCUCCCAGUAUGGGGCAAGCAUCGUCAGCCUCAGCCUCAGUGCCCCAGGGUCCCGGCUUGGGUCCCAUCCCCAUGUCUCAGUUCGGCACCAUCUCACGCCAAAUCUCCCGUCACAACUCCUCCACCACCUCCUCGGCCUCCAUGGUGUCGGCUACCGGCACCUACCGCCGCGCGCCCUCCGUCAACUCCCAGUUCUCCGUGUCCCAGCAACCCCACCUCAACGGAGGCCCCGCCUACCCACAAAACUCAGUGUCUGUGGCUCCUCCUCCUCCCCCCAUGGUCCAGCUGACCCCCCAGAUCCCUCUGACCGGCUUUGUGGCCAGAAUGCAGGAAAGCAUAUCAGACAGCCCCGCCCCGCCUCCUCCGCCUCCCCCAGAGGACAUGGCCAUGUUUGAGGAGCCCUCCCCCCCUCCUCCUCCACCACCCGUGGACUAUGAAGAAGAGGAGGCAGCGGUGGUCCACUACAGUGACCCCUACGCCGACGGAGACCCCCACUGGGCUCCAAAGGCCUAUUUAGAGAAAGUUGUGGCCAUUUACGACUACACCAAGGACAAGGAGGAUGAGCUGUCUUUCAUGGAGGGAGCCAUCAUCUACAUAAUCAAGAAGAACGAUGAUGGCUGGUUUGAAGGCGUCUGCAACGGCGUCACCGGACUCUUCCCCGGGAACUAUGUCGAGUCGAUCAUGCACUACGCAGACUAAAAAAAUAAAGAAAAGAAAAAAACAGGGCACUGCAGUUUUGAACAGAGCUAAAACCGUGAAGAUGUGCAGUAUGCAAUGCAUUAAUCGCAGUCCAUACAGCUCCCCUUUUUGAAUGAAGUGCCAUUUUGAAGUCUUUGGAAUUUACAAGUGGUAGUCUUUUCGGGGGGCGUAUACUUCCACGGUUUUGUUCUGGUCCAAAAAAAAAAAAAAAAGUGCCACCCAGAGCAGGUCAGUCCUGAAAGCUUUGGAAGGCCAAGAGGGUCUGUUGGUUUACACUGUGGAGUAAAGGGAGGAGCUAAGGGUCUUUGUCUACCACCGUGACAGGACAGUGGCUGUCGGGAGAAACGGUAAAAGCACUUCUUACAAUACCAAGAAUUUAACGGCCAUAUUUCACUGAGGCCUUUCCAAAAGAAUUCAAAGUUCUGGCACACUUAUGCACAUGGAAUAAGCCCAUUUGUGCAGUGGUCUUUCCAACAAUUAAAAGAUGAAUCUCGGUCUUGAAGUAGAGUUAAUUUAUUUCUCAAUCUCUUACUUGUCUCUUGCUGAGAUUUGAACACCUCAAAGAAUAGAUUGGGCGAUGCGACAUCGUUAUAAUAUCAAGCACGUGGCUUUUGGCACUGAUUUCCCUGCCCUUUUAUUGACACUGUAGGCCAGCAGACCAGCCACACUCCAAAAGACCAACCCUUUCCCUCUCAUAAACAAAAGAAAAGCAUCCAUCUUACUUUAUCCAGAAAGUAAAAAAAAAAAAAAAGGACAAGCAAACAUCAACAAGUGCAUUAGGACACGGCUCAAUGUUGUACACUGUCGAUGUCCAAAUCACAGAUGUUGAGGGGCAAAAAAAAAUACAAGAACCUUGAGAUAUCUAUUUACUAUGCUAUGUGUCGGUGGGAAUGCCAGGAGAAAAUGGGGACAAGUUGGGUGGGGAAAGGUGGGAUGUUUAAGGGUAAACUGAGUAUAUAGAAUGCAUUACAAAAAAAAAAAAAAAAAAAAGAUAUGAACUGUUUAAGUUACUUAUUUCUGGUGGAGUUUCUUUUUU